CAUGCGGGUAGCAAAGGAACUGUGAGAAGGAGAUAAUCACACUACAAUACUUUCUCAUCCUUAGUUUUACCUGUGAUACCCUCGCAAUGACAAGCCGGCGCAGCAAAGGGGACACUUAAGGGGAAUUUACGGAAAUCAUUACAGCUAGGAAACUAUAUAAAAUAAUUGAGAGUAACUAUUGGGGAUAUUCGUUGGUAUCGACUUGGAGUAACUUUGGAUACUUGGACAGUGACUAUCGGAGAAUAUCUAUCUAUUUAUCAUUUUCGCUUACACAUUGCAUGAAACUGAGAGUGGAAGCACCAUGAGUCGGAAAACUAGACGCUGGAUUUUUCGGGUUUUGCUUUGCCUUGGGAUUGUCUAUUUGAAAAUCGGUGGUUUUUCAUCCGUGGUCGCGCUAGGUGCGAGUAUAAUCUGUAACAAGAUUCCCGGGUUGGCUCCCCGACAGCGGAUAAUCUGCCAGAGUCGCCCGGAUGCCAUUAUUGUCAUCGGAGAGGGAGCCCAAAUGGGGAUCAACGAGUGUCAGUUUCAAUUCAAAAAUGGGCGCUGGAACUGCUCUGCGCUUGGAGAGAGAACGGUCUUCGGAAAAGAGUUGAAAGUGGGCAGUAAAGAGGCUGCGUUCACCUAUGCCAUCAUUGCGGCCGGAGUUGCCCACGCCAUCACUGCAGCCUGUACGCAGGGAAACCUGAGUGACUGCAGCUGUGAUACGGAGAAGCAGGGUUUCUACAGUAAAGGCCAGGGCUGGAAGUGGGGCGGCUGUUCAGCAGACAUCAGCUACGGCCUGGGCUUCUCAAAGGUGUUCGUUGAUGCCAGGGAGGUCAAACAGAACGCCAGGUCUCUCAUGAACCUGCAUAACAACGAGGUGGGACGCAAGAUCCUGGAGAAGAACAUGCAUCUGGAAUGCAAGUGUCACGGUGUUUCUGGCUCCUGCACCACUAAAACCUGCUGGACUAAACUUCCCAAGUUUCGCGAGCUCGGCUACAUUCUCAAAGAGAAGUAUGCCCAUGCUGUGCACGUGGAACCGGUCAAAGCCAGCCGCAACAAGCGGCCCAAAUUCCUCAAGAUCAAGAAGCCCUACUCCUACCGGAAGCCCAUGGACACAGACCUGGUGUUCAUUGAGAAGUCCCCUAACUACUGCGAGGCGGACCCGGUGACGGGCAGUAUGGGGACACAGGGCCGGAUGUGUAAUAAGACUGUUACGCAGCAGAUCAGCGGCUGUGACCUGAUGUGCUGUGGACGGGGGUACAACACACACCAGUACUCCCGCGUGUGGCAGUGCAACUGCAAGUUCCUGUGGUGCUGCUACGUCAAAUGCAACACCUGCAGCGAGAGGACAGAGGUGUACACCUGCAAAUGACAGUAUUUAUUGGACCGUCGGAUGUGUGUGUGUGUGUGGGGGGGGGGGGGGGGGGGGGGGGGGGGGGGGUGGAUGUGUGUGUGUGUGUGCAUAAUGGAAACUUUUUUUAGGUAAUGGAUCAUUGCUGUUUUUGCAGCAGUAGACAUUGAGGAACUAUAAGCAGAAGAUGGAACAACAGCGAUUUUGUCUGCACACAAUGCUCCUUCUCCCCUCUCAUUGGACAUAUACUGGGAUGCCUGCAACAGAUCACCAUAAAGGGAAACACACUGUGUCCUGGAUGGCAGGAUGGGACAGCCUCAGAACAUGAACUAUAACAUACUGCGCUAUCUGCCAGCCAGCCAGCCUAGGUUUUUGGACUAUGUGUCAAUGCUGAGACUGUUAAAAAGCUAUGGAUGGAUGUGUACUAUUUGUUGACUGUAGAGUGAAUGGAUUCCCCCAACGCUCACCAUAAAUCAAUGCUGGAUAUAAUGCUGGACUCUGCUACUACUGUAGUUCUCUGUACCUGUACCCUCUUAGAAAAGGGGUUCUGAAAGGGCUCUUCAGCUGUCCCCAUAGUAUAACCCUUCCAGGUAGAACCCUUUUGGGUUCCAUAUAGAACCCUCUGUGGAAAGGAUUUUACAUGGAACCCAUAAGGGUUGGUACCAAUAAUGAUUCUUCAAAGGGUUCUCCUAUGGGGACAGCCAAAGAACCCUUUUAGGUUGUAGAUAGCACCUUUUUUCUAAGAUUGUAGCUCAAUAAGACACGAUAUGCACAAAUGAAAUUAAACAGCCAUCGGGAAUAUUUAACACACUGUAUUUAGAGACAAAUAAAUAAUAUUAAUUUAUUUCAAAAAGAAACUACUGAUUUUACCCAUUAUGGAGCAAGUCUUAAUUGUGUAGAUGGUGGGUUCUUCCCCAAUGAGAGUUUUUGUUAUUGUUUUGUUUGUUAAUGCAAUCCAAAAUAGAAUUUAGAGUCAUACACUGGAAUUAGGACCACCUGGAAUAUUCUGUUGCUCCGAUUGUUCCAGGUUAGGCUGGUAAUAGGCUACUGACAUUGACUUUCUCAUGAGUUUGUGCUUAAUCUGAAAUCCUACCCUAUUCCCUUUGUAGUGGCUCUGGCCAAAAGUAGUGCACUAUAUGGGGAAUAGGGUGCCAUUUUGGACAUGGACUUAGUCUUCCUUCUGUUUGCUGCUAGUCUGGAGAAUCCCUCACUGUGGUCUAAGGGCAUCAACACUACUGUCUGUGUUGAGUGACAACGCUCACCUCAAGCUGACUAAAUUUAACAAGACAUAUUCAACCAGACACUCUUUUUGGUAAAUAUUGGUAAAGAGAGUAUAUUUUGAAAAAGCCUAUUUUUAUAUACAUGUCUUAUUUAUACUAUUUCUUCUGGCAUAUUUCAAUAUCACACUCUUCCCUCUUUAUCCCUCUGGAAAACCCAUUCAAUAUCACACUCUUCCCUCUUUAUCCCUCUGGAAAACCCAUUCAAUAUCACACUCUUCCCUCUUUAUCCCUCUGGAAAACCCAUUCAAUAUCACACUCUUCCCUCUUUAUCCCUCUGGAAAACCCAUUCAAUAUCACACUCUUCCCUCUUUAUCCCUCUGGAAAACCCAUUCAAUAUCACACUCUUCCCUCUUUAUCCCUCUGGAAAACCCAUUCAACAUCACACUCUUCCCUCUUUAUCCCUCUGGAAAACCCAUUCAAUAUCACACUCUUCCCUCUUUAUCCCUCUGGAAAACCCAUUCAACAUCACACUCUUCCCUCUUUAUCCCUCUGGAAAACCCAUUCAACAUCACACUCUUCCCUCUUUAUCCCUCUGGAAAACCCAUUCAAUAUCACACUCUUCCCUCUUUAUCCCUCUGGAAAACCCAUUCAAUAUCACACUCUUCCCUCUUUAUCCCUCUGGAAAACCCAUGUGGGAAAAUGUGCCACUGCUGUCACUUCAUUGUUGUACUGUAUACUGUAUUGUUGUACUGUAUACUGUAUUGUUGUACUGUAUACUGUAUGUUAUUUGGAGCCAUGUGUUUGUCCCUGUGAAUAUAUGGCUGUGUUCAAACUGCUUUGUUUACUGCAUUUCAUGACUGCUAUGGUUGGAAUACAGGAACAGGAUAAGACUAACAA
Molecule: messenger RNA, 3450 nt
Organism: Oncorhynchus mykiss (rainbow trout)
Lineage: Eukaryota; Metazoa; Chordata; Actinopteri; Salmoniformes; Salmonidae
Product: protein Wnt-7a
Biological process (GO): canonical Wnt signaling pathway; positive regulation of JNK cascade; multicellular organism development
Cellular component (GO): extracellular region
Molecular function (GO): frizzled binding; cytokine activity
Source: RefSeq, a predicted model, not a curated record